Kwoniella botswanensis is the source of this 651-nucleotide messenger RNA. RefSeq lists its product as uncharacterized. The transcript has a single exon. Lineage: Eukaryota; Fungi; Basidiomycota; Tremellomycetes; Tremellales; Cryptococcaceae. The record is from RefSeq and is a predicted model, not a curated record. Bases 1 to 651 code for a protein of 216 amino acids.
AUGCAGCUUCAAAACGCUUCCACCGCUGGCUACGGAUAUGUCGUUUCUCUAUCUCAAAAUAUCACUUGGGCUUAUCCUUUUCUUCCUGGAGAGCCACCCAAUGUAAUCCGUUAUCAAUUCGCAGCUUGUGUUCCCUCCAAUAUCACUAUAGCUAGCACUUGCUGCUCCGCUGUAAACGGUACGUUCGUCGAAGAGUCACUGAGCAAUGCCCGAUCACUUAACGAAACCGAAUUGCAAAGCAUUCUUGGUAACGGUACCGAUCGCGGGGACUACUAUCGGAUCGGAAAUCUCACCACCGCCGCGGAUGCGGGACAGGUCGGUAAUAUCCAUUGGUGCACGAUGGCAUACGAUCCACUGUCAUCGCAAUCUCUCCAAGGCAUAGGAUACCAAUCGUCAAACUCGUUAGGGAAUGUACCGGAAAGUAUGAACAAAUGGAUUCAAUGUUUCAGUGAUAAUGUCCCUCAAGAUGCGGUCAACAACUCUCAAGCUGCAUACGUUUGUGCGACAGAUGAUGUCAGAAAAGGUGGAAUGAUAGAAGGUUUCAAUAGAUACAUCGAAAAGAAGGGGAAUGGAGCAGAAACUGGAUUAGCGUAUACUUCUUGGUACAGUGUACUUGGGCUGAUGGUCGGGCUAGUUGCAUGGCUAAACUGA